Miscanthus lutarioriparius is the source of this 552-nucleotide messenger RNA. The record is from the annotation of a GenBank genome assembly. Lineage: Eukaryota; Viridiplantae; Streptophyta; Magnoliopsida; Poales; Poaceae.
AUGAGCGACCUCAUGGGGCACCUAGGAGGCGAAGAUGGCGAGAACGAAGAGGCCGCAGUAGGUGAUGCGCGCGAAGCCGUGGCCGAUGCUGUUGACAUCCUUUGGGAGCCGGCUGCCUUCACUCGCCCACUCGGUCCAGCGUCGUCUUCACUUGGCAGUCAUCGUGGAGGAGAGAGACCGCCCAGACCACCACCAAAGGCCCGAUUCGCCCUCGUCCCUGCCGGAUCGGGGCACCGCCGUCAGUGGAGGCGAAGAGGAAGGGUGGAGCGACCGGCGUCGUGGGGAAUCGAGCGGGUGGGGUGGGCGGCGGGGAGUCGCGCGGACGGGGAGAGGCGGAGUGGCGAUGAAGCGGGGGUGUGCGAGGGGGAGGGGAGUGAUUGGAGCCGAUCCAAAUCGAGCGAGCGGGAGCGGACGCACCUCGCAGCCGAGGGAGGAGCCGAGGAGUCGCCUGAGGUAGCAGAUGACGUCUUGGCGGCGGCGCUCCGCCUCCUGGGUGGUGUGGACGCGCAGCACCACCUCGCCGGCGACCGGCUCCGCGGCGCCCUCCGCUGA